AUGCCAAGUGACUGCUCUUCGCCCUUGACUGGCGCUGCUGCUGGCGCUGUUGACUCGGCUGACUCACUUGAAGCCCGCUGUCUCGCGCUGCGCCUGAUUGGCUGCCUGGCUCCGCUGGCUGCUGACGUGGCACACGUGCAGGAGUUGGUGGUUCGGGCAGCAAUGGAAGCAGAGGGACCGCAGGAGCUCCGUCAUGCUCCCCUUGCUGCCAAUGUCCUCUGCCAUGUCUCCCCUCUGCCCCUCUCUCCCUUCUGCCCCUCUCUCUCCGCCUCUUCACGCCAAGUGCCCUUUCACCUGUCUUCCCACCGCAAGAUCUGCACAGCUCUCUUAGCGCUCCCACCUUCCUCCGUGUUCCCUUUGCUCGCUUCAUCCUCGAUCCCCCAUUUUCCCCUCUUCCUGUUCUACCCUUUUUCCCCUCCCUCCCUUUCUCCCUUCCUCUUCCCUCCCUCCCUCCAUUGUUCACCCCACCCCACCCCACCACCCUAG
Closterium sp. Naga37s-1 is the source of this 486-nucleotide messenger RNA. The record is from the annotation of a GenBank genome assembly. Lineage: Eukaryota; Viridiplantae; Streptophyta; Zygnematophyceae; Desmidiales; Closteriaceae.